Phyllotreta striolata is the source of this 906-nucleotide messenger RNA. The record is from the annotation of a GenBank genome assembly. Lineage: Eukaryota; Metazoa; Arthropoda; Insecta; Coleoptera; Chrysomelidae.
AUGGCGUGUUUAAAAUCGUGCGUAAUUUUAUUUUGUUUGUUCUACACGUUUUCGCUAAGCACAGCUGAUAAUAUACAAGACAUUAAAGCUAGAUUAGAUGCGAUAAAUAACAGAAAUCGUCAACAAGGCCAAAAUGCGAACUCUAAUAUCAAAAACCCGGGGUAUAACAAUGGAAGACCAAUAAAUAACGGCCAAAGUAACGGUUAUAACAAUGGAUACGAUAGCAGGCAUAAUAUGAACAAUGGUCUCCCAAAUACUAAUAGGUAUCCAUCAAGUAAUUACCCCUCUAACAAUCCGAACUACAACGUUGGUCAAACAUACCCGAAUAAUGUGCAAGGGAACCAAAAACACCUUUACCCAAAUCUUAACUUAACGUAUCCUAACAAUUUGAAUAAUGGAAACCAGAACUGGAAUAAUCGUCCUAACGUAAACGCUAAUUGGAAUACGAAUCACACAGGCAAUGCUAACUGGAAUAAUUAUUACAACAGGAAUAACAGUCACAGUGGAUUUCCAAGUACUCAUUCGAAUAACAAUCCCAGCACUUACCCCAAUUGGAGUAAUAAUCCUAGUGUUAAUCCUAAUUAUAAAAACCCUAGUACUAAUCCUAACUGGAAUGCCAAUCCUAAUGCCAAUUCUAAUUGGAAUACUAAUCCCACUCCUAAUCCUAAUCCUAAUCCUAAUUGGAACGCAAAUCCCAGUUACAAUCCAAAUUGGAAUACUAAUCCUAGUAACAAUCCUAAUGCUAAUCCUAACUGGAAUAACCCCAAUUCUAAUAGCAAUAGCAACUCUAUGGGAAAUCGCAAUUGGAACAGCAAUAAUGCUAGGGUAGAUCCAAACGCGCCGUUUCCCAAUUCUGCAUUUUCAGGAAAUACCAAUAAUCUUAACAAUUACAGACCAAAUUACUAA